AUGAAGUCUUCUUCAGACACGCGCAAGCCCUAUACAGGCCCCAUUCGAUCACUUGUACUGGCUCUAGAUGUUGGCACAACGUUCAGCGGGGUUUCUUAUGCCAUUCUCGAGCCAGGAGAAAUUCCUAAAAUACAUGGUGUUACACGUUUCCCGGGUCAAGAACAUGUCGCAGGCAACUCAAAAAUACCAACAGUCAUGUAUUAUGAUAGUGAAGGAAAGAUGAUGGCAGCUGGAGCAGAAGCCGACACUCCCUCAAUGCUAUCAUUGGCGGAAGAUGAAGCGUGGAUAAAGGUCGAAUUGUUCAAAUUACGGCUCAGGCCUCGUACAAUGAAAUUAAACAUGAACGGAAUGAGAUUAGGGCCUCUGCCUUAUCGCAAAUCUGCUGUGGACGUCUUUGGCGACUUUCUUUCUUAUCUUUUUCUUUGUACCCGCAACUUCAUUCGAGACACUCACGCGAACGGUUUAUCUCUAUGGAACGCCGUUGAACAUGAUAUCCAAUUCGUUUUAUCACAUCCUAAUGGAUGGGAAGGUGCCCAGCAGACCAAGAUGCGCCGCGCUGCCGUAUACGGUGGCCUAAUUCCCGACACUAAUGAGGGAAAAGCUCGGAUACGAUUUGUAACAGAAGGAGAAGCUAGUUUACAUGCCUGUGUCUUGAACGGCUUGGCAGAUGAUGUGCUUUCUGGUUCUCCAAAAUCAGGAUUCCUUGUACUUGAUGCCGGAGGCGGUACCCUGGACAUAAGCUCAUACAGUAUUCGCGCUCAAGCACCUUUGGUAAUUGAAGAAGUGGCACCUCCAGAUUGUGUCUUCGCAGGAUCAGUGUUCGUGAGCAGAAGAGCUCGAGAACUCUUUCGAGAGAAGCUUAAAAACUCCAAGUACGGAACCCCUGAUGCUGUGGAUCAUAUUACCAAGCGCUUCGACGAAACGACUAAGCGUUUAUUCCGUGAUAAAAGAGAUGCCCAAUACAUCCUUUUUGGGUCACCUCUGGACAAAGAUCUUUCGGUCGGCAUAAGGAGUGGUCAAUUAAGGUUGUCCGGCACAGAAGUGGCGGAGCUAUUCGAACCAUCAGUCAAAGCUGCAGUGCAUGCUAUCAAGGCCCAGGUCGAAGCUUCUUCAGGCAUGAUAAAGUCGGUCUUCCUCGUCGGUGGAUACGCCAAUAGCGCAUGGUUAUUCAGCCAGCUACAAGAGAGACUUCAACCGUACCGUGUUGCUGUGAGUCGACCAGACACCCAAACCUCAAAAGCAGUCGCCGAUGGCGCGAUAGGCUUCUACUGCGACCACCAUGUUUCUGCUCGAAUGUCCAAGUUCAUGUACGGGGUAGAAUAUCUUCGCCAAUACGACUCAGCGGAUCCCGAGCAUGUCGAACGAAAAGACAGACUAUGCGAGCUUCCAUCAGGACCUCGACUUCUACCUGACGCAUUUGAUUGUAUAUUGGCACGAGGUGUAAAAGUCAAGGAAUCUACUGUGUUCACGCGGAAGUACUGCACAGAGUUGACAAGUUUGUCAUUGCUCUCCGUAUUUGAGGUUGAAAUCUGGUGCUACAGGGGUGGAAACACUAUACCAAAGUGGAUUAUGAGGCAAGCAGAGGAUUUUUCCACCCUUUGUCUAGUCCGCGCAGAUCUGUCUCCAUUGAGUAGCAGUGCCGAAGCAAAGACGGGUAAGCACGGAAGGGUGUACUGGAACAUAGUGUUUUCUGUCGAGAUUCAUUUUGGGUUGACGGAGUUCAGAGCACGUAUCAAAUGGGUUGACAAUGGCGUAACAAAAUAG
Lentinula edodes (shiitake mushroom) is the source of this 1764-nucleotide messenger RNA. RefSeq lists its product as uncharacterized. The coding region runs from base 1 to 1764 and encodes 587 amino acids. Lineage: Eukaryota; Fungi; Basidiomycota; Agaricomycetes; Agaricales; Omphalotaceae. The record is from RefSeq and is a predicted model, not a curated record. The transcript is spliced from 14 exons.